Sorghum bicolor (sorghum) is the source of this 1761-nucleotide messenger RNA. Its product is annotated as acyl transferase 15. The coding region runs from base 73 to 1353 and encodes 426 amino acids. Lineage: Eukaryota; Viridiplantae; Streptophyta; Magnoliopsida; Poales; Poaceae. The record is from RefSeq and is a predicted model, not a curated record. The transcript has a single exon.
ACUCCACGUGAGCAAGCCAAGAAGAGACCACAAACAAACCGCUAAGCAAGCACGAGAGAGAAAACAAUCACAAUGACCUCACACGUCAACAGGUCGCUGCCUUUUCUCAUCGCCCCGUCGGAGGCCACGCCCGCCGGCGCCCUCCCCCUCACCGCCAUGGACAGAGCUCUUGCUUCCCUUCCUAUGACAGCGCUGUUCGUCUUCGAGAACCCCAUCGAUCAGCCAGCCGAAACCAUAGCGAGAGCUCUGUCCCGUGCGCUUGUUCCCUACUACCCAAUGGCCGGCCGCCUCACCAUCACCGGCGACCAGCUGAAAAUCGCGUGCACCGGCGAGGGCGUCGCGUUCGCUGGCGCGUCCGCGAGCUGCACCCUGCAGGAGGCCGGGCUCUCCGGCCCGCGUCCGGUGAUCACCGUCGAGGACCUCACUAUGAACUACGCCGGCCAGUACAGCACGGAGGAACCGCCGUUGUUGCUGGUGCAGGUGACCGAGUUCUCCUGCGGUGGCUUCGCCGUCGGGGUGACGUGGAACCACGUCGUCACCGACGGCGCCGGGAUGGCGCAGUUCUUGCAGGCCGUCGGCGAGUUUGCCCGCGGGUUCCCUUCUUCCCCUUCUGUCUGGCCGGUGAGGGUGGACCACGCCCUCCCUGAGCUUCCCCCGCCGAUAACAAACAUGACCAAGGCACUCGUCGGCGGCCAGCACAGCGACUUCCCAUCCUCCUACAUCACUGUUCCGCUCAGCUUCAUCGACCACGUCAAGGAUGAGUUCCGUCGCCGUCGCAGCAGCGGCGAGGUGGCGCCGGCGUCGUGCACCGCGUUCGAUGUCUUCACGGCCGCCAUAUGGAAGUGUCGUGCACGCGCGACGAUCGCCAGCGCCGCCUGCCAGGACGCUCCCACGGUGCUCACCUUCACCGUGAACGUGAGGAAGCCGGCGAAGGCCAAGGACGGCUACUACGGCAACGUCUUCGCCUUCGGCCUUGCUGCCUCGACGCUGCGUGAGGUCGCCGACGGCGACAUCCUUGACCUCGUGAGGCUGGUAAAGGAUGCCAAGGCACGGGUCCCGUACACGUUUGCUGACGGAGCGGCGUACAUCGCCGACGAGAUGGGCGGCCGGCUCAAGGGCCUCGACGGUUAUGACACCUUGUAUGUGACCAGCUGGUGGAAUCUCGGCUUGGACGACGUCGACUUCGGCAGCGGCGGCGCUGAACGUGUCAUUGGGAACAUGGAGCGCAAGGUGGUGCCAGGCUGCAUCCUGUGUGGGAGGAAGGACAAGGCCGACGGUGUCGCCGCCAUGGCGCUCUGUGUCAAGCAGGAGCACGUGGAGACCUUCCAUGCGGAGCUGCAAAGCCUCAAGUGAUGUGGAUAAUAUGAAUAUUGUCUUUUUAGUUUGUUAGUGCACACAAAAACAUAGACUCUUUGCCCAUGGAAUUGCUGUAACACCCGGCCCAAUGCUUAAUAGGAUUAAUAGGAGACUCAUACCAACAAGUUGCAACUUCUUUUCCGGAAGCCUAUCUCGAAAGAACUCUAAAGUUAAGCGUGCUUGGCUUAGAGCAAUUUAGAGAUGGGUGACCGACCGGGAAGUACUUCUCGGGUGCGCGCGAGUAAGGACAAGCGGACCCGGCCACGUGAAGGCGGGACGUUACAAUUGCACAUAGAAAUCAGUUUAUUUUCCUUUCGUAUAACAAACACAACAAUCAAAACUGGAGUACUUGUUUUUUAUUUAUGAGUGAGCCGUUCAAAUAAAACAUCAAUAAUCAGAACUUAA